Grammomys surdaster is the source of this 2922-nucleotide messenger RNA. It is a transcript of the gene Srek1ip1, whose product is annotated as SREK1 interacting protein 1. Gene Ontology annotation, molecular function: nucleic acid binding; zinc ion binding. The transcript has 5 exons. Lineage: Eukaryota; Metazoa; Chordata; Mammalia; Rodentia; Muridae. The coding region runs from base 184 to 645 and encodes 153 amino acids. The record is from RefSeq and is a predicted model, not a curated record.
AAACUGCAUCCGUAGCCACUUAGUUCCGCCAACCCUGGAUGUGCAUCCGGCCUUCCCCUGCCCUAUGAAGUUGUAGUGGCCGGGUGGGAGAGAUCCCGCCGAGUGUGCGUUGUCCUCGCAACGGACCUGAUCCUAACGCGAUCUCUAAAGGCCAGGACUCCAGCGACCCUACUCACCUGCGUCAUGGCAGUCCCAGGUUGCAACAAGGACAAUGUCCGAGCAGGCUGCAGAAAAUGUGGCUACCCUGGUCAUCUGACUUUCGAGUGCCGCAAUUUUCUCCGGGUAGACCCCAAAAGGGACAUUGUGUUGGACGUCAGCAGCACAAGUAGCGAGGACAGUGACGAAGAAAACGAGGAGCUGAACAAGCUGCAGGCUCUGCAGGAGAAAAGAAUAAAUGAAGAAGAGGAGAAGAAAAAGGAAAAAAGCAGGGAGAAAAUUAAAUUGAAAAAAAAAAGGAAAAGGUCUUACUCCAGCACCACUGAAGAAGACUCCACAAAACAAAAGAAACAGAAGUAUCAGAAAAAAGAAAAGAAAAAAGAAAAAAAGAACAAAUCAAAAAAAGGAAAACAUCACAAAAAGGAAAAAAAGAAGAGAAAAAAGGAAAAGCGUUCAUCCCCUAACCGUUCUGAAUUCACCAAAAAGUAACAGAGUCUUGGGCCUAACUCAGGAAAUUGAAGAAUUCAGUCGUUUUAACUAUUGAACCUUCCUUAGAAUUGCUAUGUAAUUACGCUUCACAGAAAACCCCAGCCUCUUCUAUAAGGACAUUUUUCACCUAUUGGGGCCCUUAUCUCUCUGCCCGUCUGUAUUAAACCCAUCUCCUUACUUGACAGCUGUGCCUCAAGUAUAGAUUGUGUACAUACAAAGCACAUCAUUUUGGCUAUUUGUGUUUUGGUGUCUUAGGCCGGGUACUGUCUCUUGGUAAGUUAAUUAGCACGUGGUUUUCCUGCAAUCAAAGGAAUAAUCUACAUAGCAGCUCCUGAGUCAUGUCCGCCUUCCAGUGGCAAAGCUGCUUAGGCGGUAGUGAUUUGCUCUUGAUACUGAAUAGCUUUAUGUACUCUGUAAUGUAUAAAGAUAGCGAAGGUCUUCACCGUUGUUUUUAAAUCUCUAGACUUUUUAAAUAACAUCAUUGAGGAUAAAACCACUUUACUGAUCUUAAGUAGUAAGUUUUUAAAUGAAUGGGAUCUACAGGAAGAUAAUAAUGAAAGUAUUUAUAACAGUGUCAUUGUUUUAUGAAAUGCAUGUUUCUGGCACUUGCCUUCCAUGUUUUUAUAACAAUUAAAACAUCCCUUUUAAAAAACAAUCAUUUAGCUUACUAGAAAAUCUGGCAGGGAGAUUCUGUGCUGGUCAAGAUUAUUAGGGUAGAUCCUAGGUUGAUUUACAAAUGUGCCAUAUUGGCAUGUUUUAGGUGAUACCUCAGACACAGAGAUUUUUGUGUGAUAACAGCAAAAUCCUCAUUAAAACUGACUUUUAUUAUAUCUAGUGUAUAUGAUGCUUGCAUAUAUAUGAGUAUUAUGGCAGUUUUUAUGAAUGUUUGCAUAUAUAUUUAUUUCUUCUGAAAUGGUUUUAGAGUGGGUUUCACACUGAACUUCUGGCAUCAUGAAUAAUCAAUGUUGAUAUUUCCUCUUUCACUUCACUCACAGAUCUUCGUAGCACUGUGAAAAUUUUUAAAUGAAGAUUUUCAUUCUGUACUUUUUAAAAUUGAAGACUUGGAUGUAGCAUCAUGAAAGCCUUUGUAUAAUAAUGAAAUUUGUAUAUAAAUAAGCCUUUUCAAUGAUAUGUUAGUAGAUGUAAGUGUUUCUUACGUUUUUAACUUCAUGGUUAUCAGUGUAGAGUAGUUUAACAUCUAGUAUUCCCUAAUACCAACAAGUUAACUUACUAUGCCAUAAAAGCGUUGGACACCGACUGUUAUCAUAGAACAGCCCCAGAGUUUCUGAGCACCUUGCUGUGGCGCACUUAACACUUAUCUUCAGAUCGGUAAGGACACAUGUGGCUGCGGGCAAAUUUAUGGCCAUAAAAUCAGAUACGUACACUCGGCCUUGCAGGGCUUUACCAGUUUUUCCCUUACCCAGCACCCAAACUGACAUUCCCUGAUUGACUCAGGGAUAGUCCUAGGAAGUCCCUUAAUGUAACCUCAUCUCUGCUCAGGUUGCACCCAAGCUACCCCCCAACACCCUUCCCUACACUGCUCCCAUGAAAUAUCUUCAGCUCUUCCACUAACUGGCUACUCUCCUGGCCCAUGAAAAAAUAAUUUUAGUUACAGUUUUGUCAGUUGUUUGAACUAAAGCACAGAACUUUGAGAUUUUUAAGGAUUUGUUUUGUCUAUUGCUAAGUUUGUGAAAGUUCAGUUAUCUGAAUUAAUAAAAGGUUAUCUGGAUUAAUAAAAAUAAAUGUCAUUUUAAAAAUACGUUUUUAAAAAUAGCGGGGAGCCGGAAAGUUACUCCACAGUUAAAUGUUCCUGCUGCUCUUAGGAGGACCUUAGUUCAGUUCCCAGCAUCCUCACUGGGAGGUUCAUAAGCACCUACGACUCUGUUACUCCAGCUCCGAGGGACCCGAUGCCUUCAUCUGACCUAUGUUGAUACCCAUGGAGAUGCUCUCAAAGAUACACACAUGCGUGUAAAGACAUAGCAAAUGCUACAUAAAUGGCCUCAUCCCGUUGCAUGUGUAACAUUAUUAGCAAUGACAGAUGUAAACAAAUAGUUUAUCAUAUUUAUAAAUUUUACUUCUAUUAAUUGUAAGAAGAUAUAAAUUGACAUAUAAGGGUCACUUUUCCCUCCAGCCAUGACAGAGCCAGUGAUCCAGAAGUGUCAUACAGUCAGCUUCUCACUCGGCAAUCUGCUACCGACAAUAAAAGAUGCUAAUGGACUAGUCAUUUCCCCCAGAAAUAAUCUUAACAUUAUUAAUAAAUUUCCCUAUACCUUAUGA